UCGCUUUCCACUCGUCGAAAGUUGUGCGAGUUGCGUUUGUAAUCAGCCUCGAGUGAGUGUGGAAAGGUGUUUUCCGUCUCUUUGGUUAACUUUUGCCUUUGUUUCAAAUAAGUUUUACAUAGUUUUACAUAGUUUACAUGAUGGCUUAUCAACUGACCAAGAUCGGAUCGGCUUUGUCCGGAAAUUUGAGCAAAGCUGCUCUGCGAAGCAUCAGUACCACUGGAGUUGUUUUCGAACCGCGCAAGUUGCCCGACAGAACCGGAAAGAAUGUAGUGCUGGUCGAUGGAGUCCGAACGCCUUUCCUGUUGUCCGGAACCACCUAUUCGAAGUUGAUGCCCCAUGAGCUGGCUCGACACUCUCUGCUGAGCUUGCUGCGUAAGACGAAAAUGGACAAAGAGGUCAUCGAUUACAUCGUUUACGGUACAGUCAUCCAGGAGGUGAAGACAUCGAAUAUCGCACGAGAGGCGGCGCUGUCGGCUGGUUUCAGCAACAAAACACCGGCCCACACGGUGACCAUGGCUUGUAUCAGUUCCAACCAGGCAAUCACAACCGGAAUGGGAUUGAUUGCAACCGGGACGUACGAUGCGAUUGUGGCCGGCGGUGUAGAGUUCAUGUCCGACGUUCCGAUUCGUCACAGCCGCAAGAUGCGCUCGCUGAUGUUGAGGGCAAACAAGGCGAAAACCGUUGGCCAGCGAUUGCAGCUUCUAGCUUCAAUUCGUCCCGACUUCUUCGCACCCGAGCUGCCAGCCGUAGCAGAGUUCUCCUCGGGAGAAACCAUGGGACACUCGGCCGAUCGAUUGGCCGCUUCGUUCAACGCUAGCCGUCAGGAGCAGGAUGACUAUGCUCUGCGCUCUCACACCAAGGCCAAGGAGGCACAGGAUAAGGGAUACUUCACUGACUUGGUCCCAUUCAAAGUGUCCGGUGUUGACAAGACCGUCGAUAAGGACAAUGGAAUCCGAGUGUCGACCAAGGAAGCUCUGGCCAAACUGAAGCCCGCUUUCGUCAAGCCGUACGGUACCGUGACGGCUGCGAAUGCUUCUUUCCUGACGGACGGUGCUUCCGCUUGUCUCAUCAUGACGGAAGACAAGGCGAAAGCACUUGGACUUCGUCCAAAGGCAUACCUGCGUGAUUUCCUGUACGUUUCCCAGGAUCCGAUCGAUCAGCUGUUACUUGGACCCGCCUACGGCAUUCCUAAGCUACUGAAAAAGGCCGGACUCACGCUGAAGGAUAUUGACUCUUGGGAAAUCCAUGAAGCGUUCGCUGGUCAAAUCAUCGCCAACCUGAAGGCACUCGACUCCGACUACUUCUGCAAGAACUAUCUCGGACUGAGCGAGAAGGUGGGAACGCCUGAUCUCAGCAAAUGGAACAACUGGGGUGGAUCGCUCUCGAUUGGGCAUCCAUUCGCUGCGACCGGAGUGCGCCUCUGCAUGCACACUGCUAAUCGUUUGGUGCGUGAAAACGGACAGCUUGGACUGGUGGCGGCUUGUGCUGCCGGUGGACAAGGUGUCGCCAUGUUACUCGAACGGCAUCCGGAUGCGAAUGCCGAAUAAUACCGGACAGAUAUAGAUGACGAGGGAGAAGGAAUGUACGGGACAUCAUUUAGCACGAUAAGCCUAAAGUGGGAUGCUUCACGCUAUCGCGUGGGGUUUCUGUUUGAUUUGGUGUUUGAGCACCCAUCCAUCACUUGCGCAUCGCCUUUCAAUAGUUGUGGGAGGAUCAAUUCAUUUAUAUCCGUCAUACGGUAGCAUUAUUUUAUUAUUAUUUUUUCGAAACCUGUUUAUUAAUAUGUUUAUUAUGAUUUUCAUGUUUAUAUUUACACGUCUUUAAGGGUGAUGAACCAUAGCAAUA
Molecule: messenger RNA, 1848 nt
Organism: Toxorhynchites rutilus septentrionalis
Lineage: Eukaryota; Metazoa; Arthropoda; Insecta; Diptera; Culicidae
Gene: Mtpbeta
Product: trifunctional enzyme subunit beta, mitochondrial
Exons: 5
Coding region: 138-1550 (470 amino acids)
Biological process (GO): fatty acid beta-oxidation
Molecular function (GO): acyltransferase activity, transferring groups other than amino-acyl groups
Source: RefSeq, a predicted model, not a curated record